Molecule: messenger RNA, 3844 nt
Organism: Ostrinia furnacalis (Asian corn borer)
Lineage: Eukaryota; Metazoa; Arthropoda; Insecta; Lepidoptera; Crambidae
Product: chromatin modification-related protein eaf-1
Exons: 18
Coding region: 35-3769 (1244 amino acids)
Biological process (GO): ERAD pathway
Cellular component (GO): BAT3 complex
Molecular function (GO): polyubiquitin modification-dependent protein binding; misfolded protein binding
Source: RefSeq, a predicted model, not a curated record
UGUGGCUCAGCUUAAGGAGAAGGUUCGAGAUCAGAUGGGAAUAGAGCCGAGCCUGCAGCGUCUUAUUUUUUGUGGAAGAGUCCUUCAGAAUGAGAAAAAGCUAUCGGAUUAUGACGUCCAAGGCAAGGUGGUGCACCUGGUGCAGCGAGCGCCUCCCGGACCCGAGACGCGGAGCUCCAACGCCCCGCGGUUCUCCACCAGGAGCCGCCCCCAGAUGCACGCCAGCACCACCUUCGGCGGGCCCCCCGGCGACGACGGCGAGUUCCAGCAGGAGAUGCGUCGGCUGAUGAAUCUGGCUGGAGCUUCCGAGUACGUCUUCGACGCCAACCAACAGGCUUUGUCACCAACUGCCGGGCGCAUGGAAAUCGCGCGCCGCCUAAUUGCCGAAAUCAGAAUGUCUCUAGGGUUCUUACGAGCCCACAUCAAUGGAGAGGAAGUUUCUCGGGAACCAGCUAGCAGCGAAGCCCCAGUAGAACCCAUGGAUUGUGACCCAACGCCUAGCGCCCCGCCCGAGGAGAGGGAACCUCAGUUCGAUGAGAGCGGCGAGGAGAUCCCUCAUGACCCUGCCGCCGCUCGAAGCCAAGGCGCACGUCGCAGCAGGAUUUCUCGCUCGCUGCGUUCGCGACAGACGCAGCCGCGUCACUUGGCCCAACUCAUCGACGACCUGAAUGAGCUUCACGAGCAGUUUUCCCCGCACCGAUCCAACUACACCGCCCUUCUACGAUCGCACACUAUUUCCGAAACUCCAACAUAUUCUGACGAAGAGCGCGUUCAUGCGCAGCGCACUGUCGAGAUGACCACCGACUUAAUGCACAGCUUCGCGCACGCGUACCACGUGCUCAGUGACGUAAUGUUCCAGGUCGGCAGCCCGCGCCUCAGGUCCGAGACCUCCGUCACCAUGCAGGCUCAAAUUAACGUGAUUUCGGCGACGCCAGUGACCCGCCGCGCGCCGCAAGGCGGCGUCCCCAACACCACGGCCACCGCCACCGCCACCAGCGCCACCGCCACCAACGCUAACCGCACCGGCGCCUCCGCCACCCAGACGAGUGCCGCCGGUCAGCAACGCGGCAUCGCCUCCGGUAGGAACACAUUCCAUCAGGCUCACAAUAUUAACAUAGAACCCGAACCUUAUCAAAUAGAAAUAGAAAUCCGAAGGCAUCGACGCGCGAGAAGAAGGUGCCCUCAUUUAGAUCCGCAAACUCAAAAUCAGCUAAAUGACCUCAAUGAACCUCCUGAUCUGAACUCACAGCGAACUCGACCGAAUCAAAGUGCCCAAAACCUGACUGAUCAACAAAACCAGGCUGACCAACAAAACCAAGAUGGUCAGCAAAACCAAGGUCGAGCCGAUCGGCGCCGACAAAUUCGUCAGGAUCUUGAGAAUCUAUUCAGGGGCAUGGGCGCUGCUGGCCUCGGCGGCGUCGAAGUGGUCAUGAGCAUGGAAGAGUUGCCCACGGUCGCACAGGUUGCUCUUGGAAAUCUUGGCAACCUGGCCACCGGGAACGUAGAUGAGCUGGGGCCCUCUCCGCCCCACCCGCCCGGCGCUACCGUUGAUGGCGGAGUUUAUUUCGCCCCGAUGGCCACAUUCGCCACCGGCACGCCAGACAACAUGAUGCAGAACAUCUUGCAGCAGCUCGUGCGCCAGGGCAUGCUGCCCAACGAGGGCAUCACCAUCCACCCCUCGCAGGGCCAGCAGCCCAUCCGCAUCCCGCACACCGCGGGCCGCCGCUCCCACGCCGCGGCCGCCGCCGCCGCCGCCGCCGCCACCACCACCAACGCCGAAACUCAGACCAACGUGCAAGGCGUCGAUUCCGUCCUCCUGAUGCCCGGCACUGAAGUGAUCGAACUCGAGGCGGGCGAGGAGGACAGCCAAAUCCUCCAGGCUUCCAGUGACGAGUCCCAGGACGAGUCCCAGGAGGAAUCCCAGGAGGAGUCGCAGGAGUUCUCCUGCGGACACGCGCACGAUUCCCAAGAGGAGGGGCAGGACUCGCAGGACGACGCUCAGGAGGACUCCCAGGAAGACACCGCCGAGGACUCGCAGGAGGAAGCGCAGGAUGAGAUCAUGCAGGAGGUGCAAGUGCGCCAGGACCAGGCGCCGGCGCCGGCGCCGUCCGCGGGGCGAGGCCAAGGUUUUGGACCCGGGCAUGUUACAGGUCAAGGACAUGUACUCGGGCGUGGGCUUGCACAGGGGGAAAUGCUUGCUCAAGGGCACGCGCCAUCAGCUCCAUCGGCUCCCGGCCAACCGCCGGCCGCUCAGUCGGCCCCGCGCGAAAUCAAUUACGGUGAAGGUACACCGCUCGGUCAUCAGGAACAACCGGUUGGCCGCAUUCCACCGCGAGAACAGUCGAGUCGCCCUUUGACUUUCCCUGCAGAACCGGCCGGUGAAGGCCCCCCGUUGCCUCAUCAGCAACCGACCAGCCAGCUCGGCCAACCGAUAGGCCAGGGUCCCAUUCUCGGCGGCGGUAUUAUCGGACAGUCUCUCAGUCCGAUCCAAGUCAUCGGCAACAAUGCCAUAUACGGGCCUCCGCCCGAUCCCUUUGCUCUCCUCCACGGGGACUGCCCCCGCGUGGGUCCGAACGCACCGCGGGUGCAAGCGCUGGCGCGUGCCCAGGCUCAGGCACAGGUUCAGGCCAUGGCCCAAGCCCAAGUUCAGGCCCAACAAGCCCAGGCUCAGGCACAAUCCCAGGGCCAGGCUCCAUCCCAAGCCUCGGGAGAGAGCCCCGCCACUGCUGAGACACAAGCCUCAGGUCAAACCCAAAGCGCUGGCCAAGCCCCAGGACGCAACGAGGGCCCACCGUCCCCGCAACCAGAUUUAAAUGAAUCGGGAAUGAACAGGGAACCUGGUAUAAGUAUUCGCCGCGCCACUUUCAACACUCGCGCUCAAGCCCAGGCACUGGCCAUGGCCAAUAUGUUCUACGACAGAUUCUUGCAGUGCGACAGCCCUCACGCUCGUCGCCGACAGGCCAGGCGCAGGGCCUAUUGGAGCCAUCAGCAGCAUUUGCUGGAACAGCGCGACACCAUCCGCAACGAGCGAGCUGCCCAGCAAAACAUCGAGAGCCUGUCUCUCCGCCGCGCACAGAUUCGACCGACGCACAUGUGCACUAUUUUGACGCUCUUGAACGGAGAAUCCUCUCCCCAGGCGUAUGUGAACGCUUUCAUGGUUGCUAUGAGCCGCCAGCUGUACAUGAACGAUUUGCUGACCGCGUCCAACGGAAUGCCCGCGCUGAUUCCCCACGAGUUCGCGUCGAUCCGCCUUCUCAUGCGCAACUUCAUCCACGAUCUCAUCACCGAAUCGCGCAGCGGACAGAACGACCACGCUUUCCAGAAUGCCGCCGAUUUUCUUGUCGCCCGUUAUUCCCGAUUCAUUACUAACAUGGAGAACAUUGCUGAGAUGAACCCUCAGUAUGACGUAGUGGAAUCGAUCCGCGCAUUCGUCCGCUCCCGGCUGCCGGCGUUCAUCGCCUCGAUGCUCUGCGAUUCUGUCACCGAUCAGUUCGUGUCUCGAUUCUAUUCGAUGUUCUUGCGUCUGUUCACCGAGUUGUGCGCUCUGGUGUAUCACAUGUGCGCUCAAGGCGAGGUGGGACUGCGCCGCAUUGUCAGGAUGUUUUUGGAUCAUAUCGUGGAGAACUUUGAUGAGUAUUCCCGCGCUGCCAUCCUCACCGUGGGCAUGGACAACGUCGUGGGCCUGAUGCCCAACGUGCCCGGCCACGUCGACAACAUUCUGCAGUUCAUCCGCCGCAUGGACGGCGUCAUGCCUGAUAUUCAUUUCUAGCUGCAACCCCGGCAUCCUCCUACGCCGAUGGAGGUAACUCCGGCACCGCGCGAAGACCCCGAGCCGAGGCAGGCG